GGCUUUUGUUGUUGAAAAACGGCGAGCAAAAAUAUCGAGACUUACAUAAUUAUGGUAAUAAUAGAAACACUUCACUAUGGCAUUGUAAAAAAGAAAAUUAUGAAAUCCCAAUCCGAAAUGCCAAUGAAAGUGAAUGGUUGUUAUAG
Messenger RNA from Racocetra persica, 146 nucleotides. The record is from the annotation of a GenBank genome assembly. Lineage: Eukaryota; Fungi; Glomeromycota; Glomeromycetes; Diversisporales; Gigasporaceae.